Vigna umbellata (rice bean) is the source of this 960-nucleotide messenger RNA. Its product is annotated as cytochrome c oxidase subunit 5b-2, mitochondrial-like. Gene Ontology annotation, cellular component: respiratory chain complex IV; mitochondrial envelope. Gene Ontology annotation, biological process: mitochondrial electron transport, cytochrome c to oxygen. The record is from RefSeq and is a predicted model, not a curated record. NCBI's taxonomy places the organism in Eukaryota, Viridiplantae, Streptophyta, Magnoliopsida, Fabales, Fabaceae.
GGCCUGUUCUUGAGCAUGGUUGCGAUUCAUAUUGAUAGUGUGAGCGAGUAUUUGUGCAGUUGGUGUUUGGAAGGAGACAGAAGAAAACGAGAAGAACGCCAUUUCCUCAGAUCGAUAACCCUAAUCAUGUUGCGGAGAUUCCUCUCUCAUUCCAAUCUCAAAUCUCUACACACGGCGCUCUCACCUUCUCGUCCCCGAUUCGCCGCUCCUCUCCUCACCCGCCACGUCACUGCUCAAUCAGGCGCUUCUUCCGUUAGAAAGAGGGUCGAAGAUGUCGUGCCAAUUGCUACCGGCCACGAGCGUGAGGAGAUUCAGGCCAGUCUCGAGGGAAGGGAUAUUCUUGAAAUCAACCAUCCUGAAGGUCCUUUCGGCACAAAGGAAGCCCCUGCUAUUGUUAAAUCUUACUUUGACAGAAGGAUAGUUGGAUGCCCAGGAGGUGAAGGUGAAGAUGAGCAUGAUGUUGUAUGGUUUUGGCUGGAGAAUGGCAAGCCUCAUGAAUGUCCUGUGUGCUCACAGUACUUUGAGCUCAAAGUGGUCGGACCUGGUGGUGAUCCUUAUGGACACGGCGAUCAUCAUUGAUUUCAUCCCGCAAUUUUCUUUCAGAAAUAAAAUUUGCAAAGAGAAGAGAGACAAUUUCACCUCUCAAAAUUACGAGGCCUCGUUUUGAUUGGUCUAUAUACCUUGCAGUUUUGCGAGUUUAGAAUAGAAAAUUUUUCAGUAUUUAUUAGACACAAGCUGGUCAUUCGAUUGAGCUAUCAAAUCCCGCAAGGAUGUCUUUUUUGGCUCUGCCAAAUAAUUGAUAGCAACACUGAUUCUUUGUCGAUUCUUGAAUAUAGAGCCUUCAACUAUUUUUAGCACCCCUAAACCACGAAAGGGCGUAAGGGACUACAAAUGUGAUCGAAUUGAAUAAUUACUAGCAAUGCAGAUGGAGACAACUCAAGUAUUUUCCUUUUUGUUAAA